AUGCCCUCUGCCACUCGCAUCGCCGAGCUGCAGGCGGAGAACUUUGCGGAGGACGUCGAGGUGCCGCCCGAGGCCGCCGGCUGGAGCGAGGACCGGCUCGUCGCCUUCCUCGAGAGCGGCGGUGUCGAGAGCAGCGCGCAGGGGAGUCUUGCUGCUCCGCUCGGCCGGCGUGCGCGCGUCGCGUGCCUGCACGGCACGGCGGGCAACGAGCGCAUCUUCACGAUCCAGGCCUCGCGGCUUAAGCUGGCGCUCAAGGCGGCCGGCGCCGACUCGGCGGUGUACGAAGGCACCGAGGUGAUUGCUGCCGAGAACCCGCACGGCGCAGCGAUGCGGAAGAUAUUUGGCGACCAGGUGCUCCGCGAGUACGCGCCAGCGCUCCUGGAUGAGGCCGGCAGGCGCACGUACGAGCCCGCCGCCGCCGAGGCUGCGGUCGCGGAUCUCGAGGCGCGCAUCGCCGGCGCCGGCGGCUGCGACGCGGACGCGUGGAAGCGGCUCUUCGCCGCGCCUCUGCCCGUCCCGGCGCUGGUGGUGCGCGGCGCUUCCGACACGGUGUCAGCGGAGGGGCCCGUCGAGCUCGUUGCGCAUUUUCGCGGCGCGCGGCUGGUCGAGCACAAGGAGGGGCACCGGCCGCUGCCCGCGGACAGGGCGGCGGCGGACGGGCUCAUCCGGGACAUCUGCAGCUUUGUGCUGGAGCGCUGCCCGCCUUAA
Emiliania huxleyi CCMP1516 is the source of this 708-nucleotide messenger RNA. RefSeq lists its product as hypothetical. Lineage: Eukaryota; Haptophyta; Isochrysidales; Noelaerhabdaceae. Bases 1 to 708 code for a protein of 235 amino acids. The record is from RefSeq and is a predicted model, not a curated record. The transcript has 2 exons.